Ricinus communis (castor bean) is the source of this 1966-nucleotide messenger RNA. RefSeq names its product 1-aminocyclopropane-1-carboxylate synthase 9. Gene Ontology annotation, biological process: biosynthetic process; amino acid metabolic process. The transcript is spliced from 4 exons. Gene Ontology annotation, molecular function: transaminase activity; pyridoxal phosphate binding. Bases 85 to 1512 code for a protein of 475 amino acids. NCBI's taxonomy places the organism in Eukaryota, Viridiplantae, Streptophyta, Magnoliopsida, Malpighiales, Euphorbiaceae. The record is from RefSeq and is a predicted model, not a curated record.
GUCUCUCUUAGCUAGAUUCUUUGUUCUUUCAAAUAUUCUCUCUUAGAGUAUUAGUUCUAGGUACCUAGUAUAUUCUAGAUAUACAUGAUCAACAUGUUGUCUACUAAAGCGGGUCGUCAUUCCCAUGGUCAAGACUCUUCCUACUUCUCAGGGUGGCAAGAGUACGAGAAGAACCCAUAUCACCAACUUGGUAAUCCAAAUGGAAUUAUUCAGAUGGGUCUUGCUGAGAAUCAGCUUUCAUUUGACCUUAUUGAAUCUUGGCUGGAGCAAAAUCAAGGCAUAAUGGAUUUGAAGAGGAAUGGAGAAUCUAUUUUCAGAGAACUCGCUCUCUUUCAAGACUAUCAUGGCUUACCUGCGUUUAAGAAAGCAUUAGCGGAGUUCAUGGCUGAAAUAAGAGGAAACAAAGUAAAGUUUGAUCCAGAAAAGCUUGUGCUCACUGCUGGUUCAACUUCUGCUAACGAGACUCUAAUGUUUUGCCUCGCCGAACGCGGCGAUGCAUUCCUUCUUCCGACUCCCUACUAUCCUGGGUUUGACAGAGAUCUUAAGUGGCGAACUGGAGUUGAAAUUGUUCCAAUACAUUGCUCGAGUUCAAAUGGCUUUAAAAUUACCAUGCCUGCAUUAGAAAAAGCCUACCAACAAGCCCUAAGACUUGGAUUGAAACCAAAGGGGAUACUAAUCACUAAUCCUUCAAACCCUUUAGGCACAAGCAUGACCCGCAAUGAGCUUAACCAUCUCAUUACUUUUGCCAUGGCAAAACAAGUUCAUUUAGUAAGUGAUGAGAUAUAUUCGGGCACUGUCUUUGACUACCCUAAUUUUAUAGGCAUAACAGAAGCUCUAAUGGACAGACAGCUAGAGAACACCGAUAUAUGGAACCGAGUUCACAUUGUUUACAGUCUAUCGAAGGAUUUAGGGCUGCCCGGUUUUCGGGUUGGUAUGAUUUACUCAAACAAUGAAACAGUAGUUGCUGCCGCUACCAGAAUGUCAAGUUUUGGGUUGGUUUCAUCUCAGACUCAGUAUUUACUUUCAAACAUGCUCGCCGACAAGAAAUUUACUAGCACAUACAUUGAGGAGAAUCAGAAAAGACUCAGAAAGAGAAAGGAGAAACUGAUUGCCGGGCUUGAAAAUGCAGGAAUCAAGUGCUUGAAAAGCAAUGCUGCUUUGUUUUGCUGGGUGGAUAUGAGACGUCUGUUAAAAACUCAAACUUUUGAAGCAGAAAAGGAGAUAUGGAAAAAGAUUUUAGGCCAAGUUGGACUGAAUAUUUCUCCUGGGUCUUCUUGCCAUUGCUCUGAGCCAGGAUGGUUUAGAAUGUGCUUUGCAAAUAUGUCUGAAGAAACAUUAACUGUUGCAAUGGAACGCAUCAAAAGUUUUGUAGAAUCAAUCAUCGCCAUCACUACCACCUCUUCCAAUCGGCAAAGAAAGACUAAUUAUCAUCAAAUGAUAUCUGAUCAACGAGUACAUAUCAAUAAGUGGGUUUCAAAGUUAUCAUCACAUGAUCUGGUACCAUUGCGUUGAAGGUUGUGCGGAAAAGCAUCAAUCUUCUAGAUAGGUUCAAAAUGUGUAGCAUUUUUAUGUACAAUAAUUAAUACAGUUUUAGGGUUAGUUAGCUGGCAGUUAAUAUAUCUACAAAAUGCCAAAAUUUUGAUCUUCUUUACGUAAGAUGGUGACUUAGGACUGGGCACCAUCAUGAAACUUCACAUUCUCUGAAAGAAAACUUAUUCUUAUUGUUUUUAAUGUUCGCACUUUUUUUUUUUAUUGUUUUUAAUGUAUGCUUGCUUGGUUAGUGUUUGUUUGGUCUUAUUCCUAAUAAGUAACAACAGUUGUCAUCAUGAAUAUGAAACGUACAUUAAUAAUUGAGUCCAUUUUUCUUUCUUAAGUAAAUGAUUUGAUAAAAAGAAGAUCUUAUAAUUUUUGCAAUCAGGUCGAAGAUAUAAGAAAAGAAAACCAACGGUUCUAUGUUUAAUUUCAU